AUGGCACAGUCAAGGUGUCUGGCCCUGAGAAGUCUCGUUACAAGUACAGCAAAUGCACAAUAUGCCAACAUGGGACUGGAUGGUCACGAAAUCGGUGUUCCGUACGUGAAUAUGGAGCCGAGAGACGAUGUUGUUUACAAGCAGGAGCAAACAGUCCAAGAAUUGCCUUUUCCCCUGGCCGUUCAUCAAAGCAGGCGGCCGUGUCGUCGAACAAGGCCGCCAACGCGAAUCACCACCACCGUCACCGGCUGCGUCCUGCCGUCAGCUCCGAUGGCGGACCACAACCACGACGCCAGCACCCCGUGCUCGAGCACCACCAGCACCAGCAGCCUGGACAGGAAGACGCAGCCCGUCGUCGUCCAACUAACGCGCGUCGCUGCCGCCGCUGCCGCCGCUGCCGCCUCUUCAACCCAAGCAGCCGGCGACUUGUCCUCCUACCUCGCCCUGAAGUCGUGCACCCACGAAACAUGA
This is a messenger RNA of Beauveria bassiana ARSEF 2860, 471 nucleotides long. RefSeq lists its product as uncharacterized. NCBI's taxonomy places the organism in Eukaryota, Fungi, Ascomycota, Sordariomycetes, Hypocreales, Cordycipitaceae. Bases 1 to 471 code for a protein of 156 amino acids. The transcript is spliced from 3 exons. The record is from RefSeq and is a predicted model, not a curated record.